Molecule: messenger RNA, 5453 nt
Organism: Hippoglossus stenolepis (Pacific halibut)
Lineage: Eukaryota; Metazoa; Chordata; Actinopteri; Pleuronectiformes; Pleuronectidae
Product: zinc finger and BTB domain-containing protein 5
Exons: 4
Coding region: 518-2761 (747 amino acids)
Biological process (GO): regulation of transcription by RNA polymerase II
Cellular component (GO): nucleus
Molecular function (GO): protein binding; DNA-binding transcription factor activity, RNA polymerase II-specific; RNA polymerase II cis-regulatory region sequence-specific DNA binding
Source: RefSeq, a predicted model, not a curated record
AGUCUGGAAGGUAAAAGCCGUCUGCACAGUGACUGAUGGGAGAAUUCAUAAAGUGAAACAUUGUCUCCCUGCAGAGAUCGCUUUACAGCCCGUGUCCGCCUCAUUCACGGUUGCUAUUAUGCCCGACUGUGCCUGGGGGAGGACACCGACAGAUGCGUGAGACAAGCGGUCACGGAGAGGACACAUCCCCGGCAGCUCACAUCCAAACACAGGAGGACACAGCGCACACUGGAUCGCGGGUGGGGGGGGGGACAUGGCGUGUGACCGCUACACAGACCGUGUUAGCAGCCUGAAAUGUUAGCUAGUUUAGAUCUGAAGAUACAAACAGCAGUUUGUACACAGGGGAAGCGGCGCAGCCAGAGCCAACCGCAAGCUAAUGCUAGCGUUGUAGCUAACAGGCUAUUUGCUGGUGUGCAGCCAGCUAACUUUAGCCUCUUCGGUAUCUCUGCUCGGGGCCCGGUCCUCUUCUUCUUCUUCUUCCUCCUGGGACCGACGCUUUCAGGAUAAUUCAAGGGUCAUGGAUUUCCCGGGCCACUUUGAGCAGCUCUUCCAGCAGCUGAACUACCAGCGUGUCCAUGGCCAGCUGUGCGAUUGUGUCAUCGUUGUGGGGAGUCGACACUUUAAAGCCCACCGCUCUGUGCUGGCGGCCUGCAGCACUCACUUCAGAGCCCUGUUCACUGUUGCAGAGGGAGAUUCGAGCAUGAAUAUGAUUCAGCUGGACAGCGAGGUGGUGACGGCUGAAGCUUUUGCUGCACUGGUGGACAUGAUGUACACGUCCACACUGAUGCUGGGGGAGAGCAACGUCAUGGAUAUCCUCCUCGCUGCCUCACACCUGCACCUCAACAAUGUAGUGAAAGCCUGUAAACACUACCUGACAACACGUACGCUGCCUAUGUCCUCCUCAUCGGACAGACCCACACAUCACCACCCUCAGCAGGACCAGCAGAGGCGCAGGCAGCAGCAGCAGCAGCAGCAGCAGCAACAGCAACAGCAGCAGCAGCAACAAGCAGAUUUAGCAGUGAACCCUACUCUAGCAGCUAAUGCUAACCUUGCAACAAAUGCUGCCACAACAAAGUUGCAGCGCUCCUUCCUGUUGCAGCAGCUCGGACUCAGCUUGGUGAGCUCUGCUUUGGGUGGGAUAGAGGAGGAUGGGAUGGGAAAUAUAGUUGGCAAUAGAGAGGUAGGACAGAGAGCCUCUUUCCCAAUCCGGCGCUUCCACAAACGCAAGCCCUCCCUAGCACUGAACCUGUCAGAAGAGAGACCCAGGCAGAGGCAGCGCCCCUCAGCCCCUAACCACGGUUUGUUGGGAGAGGAAGGGCUGAACGCAGAGCGGGAGGAAGGAGCACUCCUGUCCCCGGACUCCCACAAGAUGGGGGACGAAUCAAAAUUAGAUGCUGGCCUCGUAGGGAUCUCCCAAGAUGAUCCUCAGAUGCCCAGCCAGUCAGACAGUGGACACUGUGGGGGGGGGAACUUGGGGAGAAUGCAGGGAGGAGUGAGCAAGGAGGAGGAUAUGGAUGACCAUGACCACCAGGACAACAGGUUAGCGGUGAAGAUUAAAUCAGGGACCGAGGAAGAGGAGGCUGAAGAACAAGAACAGAAGGUGGUGGUUAAACGAGAGCCGCUAAGCUCGCCUGAGCCAACGGAUGAAAUCAGUGACGUGACAUCGCAGGCUGAGGGCAGCGACCCGGCCGAGCCUGGAUGUCCAGAGGAAGAGGGGAAGGUGGAGCUGAGCCCAGAGAGCAGCGACCGCAGCUUCACCUCGGAACCCCAACCCAGCUCGGACUCUCUGCUGCAGCCCAGCUCCCAGCUUCUCAUCAAAAGCCACAUGGGAGGAGGCGCCGGAGGUUUUGGAUGUAACAACGGAUCAAAUAGCAAACCUGGUUUCAGUAUUUCUAGCUUCCUUAGCCCAAAGGAUUACGGAAGUGGUGUUGCAGGGUUGGUUACAGGAGAAGAUAACCUGCCCAACACGACAACUGGGGAUGCACAUCACUUCCUGAUGAGACAGGAUGCUGCUGGACCACCUGGCUCUGCUUCUUCUUGUCUUCUGCAGUCCCCACUCAGUGGUGAGAGUCGCAACAGCUUUGGAGACAACUUGCAGCAUGAUUCUCUAUUCCUCCGUCCCCUGCACGACAGUUUGGGGAACCCCAGAGGAGGUGGAGGAAAUAUGAGUGGAGGGCAUGGAGGGUUUGAGCCCUUUGGUUUGGACUUCCAGCGCUCCAGUCUGGGGCUUCACUCUCUAGGGCAACCCUCACGAGGAGCCGGAGGAGCCGGAGGAGCCGCCACUGCUUCUCUGGGCUAUCCAGGAUACAGGCGUAUUGCCCCCAAAAUGUUGUCCGGUAUAGGAGGAGAAGAAGGUGUAGGCGGUGUUCUUCAGGAUUCUGCCUCUUCCUCCUCAAGUCUGGCAAGUCCCCUGCUUCUCAACGAGAGCGGUGGGUAUGACAUGAACAGUGGCAGGCCCACCUCCCUCCCGCCUCAGCUCACCCGUGCUUCAGCGGACGUCCUGUCUAAGUGCAAGAAAGCUCUGUCCGAGCACAAUGUCUUGGUGGUCGAGGGAGCUCGGAAAUACGCCUGUAAAAUCUGUUGCAAAACCUUCCUAACCCUGACUGACUGCAAGAAACACAUCCGUGUCCACACAGGUGAGAAACCCUACGCCUGCCUCAAGUGUGGGAAGCGCUUCAGUCAGUCCUCCCACCUAUACAAGCAUUCCAAGACCACCUGUCUGCGCUGGCAGAACAGCAACAUGUCCAACGGCCUGAUGUAGGAUUGGGAGUCAGAAUAUAAAAGUCCCUAAAAAUAUCUGAAGCUGUGACAGACCAGUCAGAUCAGCUGUUAUGUUCAAACUAACCAGUCCUGAUCACAGACCAAAGACAGGGAUGAUGAUGUAAUCAUCAUUUUUUUUAUUUUGGAGAAACCAGUAAUAUCAAGUCAGUAAAAGUAUCUGUAAAGACAUUUAACCUGAUGGAAGAGUGUAGGGAUGCAGGACAUGUAUGUAUUGCUAUUGACUGAUAGUACCUUUGAUGUAAAUUGUAAUCUCUCCCAUAUGAUUAACAAAAAAGCAAAUGGACUUAGUAUUAUAUGAUCUUGGUCAGCGGUUUUGUGUUUUUAAAAAAAUGUCCAUGUCUGAGUGUUUGUAGAUCAGAGGCAGCUGUGAAUGGACGUCAUGUAAAUUGGUGCAAGACAUAAUUUCUGUAUUUACUAAGAAAGGUCUUCUUUCGUUUACUCAAUGUGCAAAAGGUAGAUAGAGUAAGAGACCAGGAUAAGAACAACAACAGAAAACAAUUCAGCAUUUUAAAACAGCUGCAUUUUUAACCACCUUAGUUAAUAUUUUAACAUGUUUGGUAGCUGGCAAAUAAUUCAGUAUGAAGUAACAGGGCCUUCAAACUUUCCAUGACGACAGGAGUAAAUGUCUUACUUUGAUAAAUAUGUACCUGUGGAUUGCCAGGUCCAAUUUGUGGAGCAAUGGGACCUUUACAUUUUUCUGAUCACAUCUUGCCUCGGUUUACAGCUCAAGCUAUUAACAUUGAAGUCCCUUUGGUUAAGGAAGCAAACAAUUCUGAUGAUUGAACUUGCAGCAUCUUUGCAUUAGCAGCAGGAUCAGUUCUGUGUUUACUGGGCAUUCCAGUCUAAUUUGGAGAAAUGCAUAAUAUGAUAUUGUAUCAUAAUGCUACGAUAAUACUGAGAUAACGACUUCACAGAAGAAUGUACAUGCACCUUAUUUUGUGUCAAGAUGUGCAAAACUGGUUACUAAUAGUUAACACUUUCUGUAUUGGUUCCUGACUAGUAAUGACCAGAAGAAAAAGUCAGCUGUGGCCAAUCACAUUUACUGACUGUCCAUCAUCUGUGUGCGUGUGCGUGUGCGUGUGUGUGUGUGUGUGUGUGUGUGUGUGUGUGUGUGUGUGUGUGUGUGUGUGUGCGUGUGUGUGUGUGUGUGUGUGUGUGUGUGUGUGUGUGUGUGUGCAGUUUGUGUCGCCUGAGUAAACUGUUUACAGGAUAAAGAGGUUCAGCAUGUACUGAAAAAGUGCUUUGGAAAUGUAAAUAUUGCACAUUUGUGGUUGGAUUCAUAAUUUUGCUCUUGGAGAAGAGACAAAACAACUCAUGAACUACUCAACGUUGUGUAUAAGUUUGCUACUGUACUUGAUAUCAGUGCUUUAUAAAUGUCUCUUUUUACAUCUAAUGUUGCAUCUGUUACUAAAGCACUUAGACAAAUCAUGCUCUUUUAUAACUAACAUGUCUACUGGAAUGUUAAACUAUUUGAAAAGUCUUGCCGUAUUGCAAUUAUCCAACUCUACCUGCUCUGUUACUUCACCUUUAUGUUGGAUUGAAGUGAAGUUUUGCUCCUCUUAGCCAUACACAAAUUCCACUUGUGCGCAAAACUUGAACAUCAUUGAAUAUUUCACAUGGGGAUAAUUUAGAAACAAAAGAUUUUUUACACAAUCAUUUUUUACAUAGAUGUAAAUGUAAAAGGAGUUUUCUUUACCCAAAUAUACUUUUAAUGUCGACCUUUAACUUGAUUGGUACUGUAAGUUUCACAAAUAUUGUUCAAUUCAGAAUUUAUUUUGUUUUAAGAUUCAAAAAUGCCACACAUCCUUAGGAGGAAACCUAAUUUUAGUUUAGUUUAUAGAAAAUAAUAUCAUACUAAAGAUUUUAACUUUAACCUAACUGAGAAUGUCUGACUUCCAGCAGGUUGUAAAUAAGAGCAGCUUCCCUGGUAAUUGAAUGUCCAUGCAGUGUUGUUAAGUUCUGUUUUAGUGAACUGAAAAGAAAAAAUAACUUCAAAUAUGCGUUUUUAUAUACCUGAUUGCUUGCUAUAUCAUGUCUCUUACACUGUCGGAGAGUUUCACGUGGUCUUUGAUUUUCAUUUGCUUUCCCCACUGUACUGUAGAGUCAUUGCACUGUUAGCCUAUAGAAAAUGACAGAUUUUAAAGUAUAAUCUUAAAUAGAAGAGAAAUUGCCUCUUCAGAUGUUCUCCCUCUAAAAAAAAAAAAAAGGUAACCUGCGGCCUGCCCUGUAAAUCUCUUCACUGUGGAGUAAGGUCGCUGUUGCCUCCUCUGUCAUGAUGGAAAGAGCAGGCUGUGAUUUGUAAAAAUUAUGAGGUGAAGGAAAACUCCUCCAAAAUGGCUUCCAUGUCUCACACAGUGGCCUAUUAGGAAUUCAAAUGCUGCUCCACCAAAGCUGUUGAUGUGAAUCUCUGAAAAAUGCACUGACUAUAUUACCCCUGUAUGAAUAUGCCAAACUUUUAAAAAACAAAUUGAUUAAGAAAGUCACUGCCUUACGCCCUCUUAUCUUGAAAAGCUGGGCUUUUGUUGAUAUGCCAAACCUGAAGGAUUUCUGUUUUUAUUCCUGUAUAUCUAACGUUGUGUAACCAUGAGUGGACUAAAUGUUUGAAGGCUAUGAAGAUUGUAUAGUAUGUUCAGUCGUUGUAUAGAUUGAAUUAAAAAAAAAGAUGAAAAUUA